AUGUGUGGCGGAGGCAUGGGACCGCUUCCCUUGUGGCUGGCGAUUCCCCUCAUCGGGGGUGCCAUCGUGGUGAACGCGGCCGAGAAGACUGUGAGCGGUGUCGCCGCCGCCUCGGGCGCAGCCUACACCGCGGGCAGGCUGGCCUCCAACGAGGCGGGCAAACAGCUCGACCACUUCCUCCACCCCGACGUGCUCGCCAACGCCAUCGCGGCCGACCCCGCCAACCCGCGCCUCUACCUCCAGCGCGCCCAGACCACCUUUGCCGCCCUGUCCGUACCCAGCUACCGCUCGCGGCCCACCGUUGGAAUGCGUGGAAUGCGUGGGGCGCUACGUGGCCAGAUCAGGAGGGGGGCGGCUUCUCGCUACUUGGGGGGCGGGGGUGGUCAACUAGUUGAAGAGGAUGCACUUCUUGAAGAAGAGGAGAACAAGGCCAGGAAGGUGGUGGAGCAGGCGGAGAUGGAGGAGGUGGUGCGCGAUGCCCAGCAGUCGGUGGGGCUGAGUGGCGGGCGCGGGAGUGUGGCCAGCGUGGAGGCCCUCUACGUGCUGGGUCUGGCGCUCGACCGCCUGGGCCGCUGGGCCGAGGCGGCCGAGGCCUUCGCCCACGCUAUCGACGCCCUCCUGGCCUCGAAGACUGACAACGAAGUAGAAGGCAACAGCAAGGAUGAUGAAGCCGAAGAGGAAGAAGAGCCGAGCGAGGAGGAACCCUUGCAGCGCGCUCACGGAGGCAAUCAUUCGCCGGCGGCGACGGUUGGGCAUAAGUACGGCGUGCAGACCUUUAGGAAGCCCACGUUCUGCGACCACUGCAGCAAGUUACUGGUCGGCUUCCGCAAUCAAGAGGCGCACUGUUUGCGCUUGAUCGACUUUCACGUGCCCACGCUGUGCUCACAGUGCCGACUGCCUCUUCUCGGACUCACCAAGCAGGGCCUCCACUGCUCCCGCUGCAAGUCUGUGGUGCUCUCAACUAACGUAUCUGGCUUCACGAAGGCGAGCGUGCAUCAGAAAUGUACCGCAGCGUUCAACGAGUCGCAUCUCAAGUGCCAAUCGAGAGGUAAGAAGAAGGUGCUGCCGGCGGCUGCGACCACCGUGCCCACCCUGGCGGAACUGUACAACUGCAAGGGACUCGCGUUGUACCAUGACUCGCAGUACGAGCAGGCCAUCGUGCUCUUCACCACCGCCGCCGGCCUGGCCCAAUCUGUGGUGCCCCAGUACACGGCGAUCGCCAAUCGCGGCCUGUGCCACUUUUACCUGGAUAACCUGGACCGGGCCAUCGACGAUCUGAGCCAGGCAAUCGACCACGGGGUUGCCAAUGAGCAGGCUUUCUCCACGCGCGCCACGGCCUUCCAGCUGACGGACAAAGACGACAUGGCCCAGGCCGACAGAAGACAGGCGCUGUUGUACAACCCGCGAGCCAUCGUCAAGGUGUUCCCCUACCCGAUGCCCGUGGAGUUGGUGUCGCACGUGUUCUCCUUCCUCUCGCUUCAGGAGAAGGCCAAGUGCGCCCUGACCUGCCACCUGUGGCACGACCUCGCGCAGAAAGACCUCGUCCGGCCCCACGCCGAAAUGGAGUAUCCCUUCUACGACCCGGACUACUACUAA
Molecule: messenger RNA, 1596 nt
Organism: Acanthamoeba castellanii str. Neff
Lineage: Eukaryota; Discosea; Longamoebia; Acanthamoebidae
Product: tetratricopeptide repeat domain containing protein
Exons: 5
Coding region: 1-1596 (531 amino acids)
Molecular function (GO): protein binding
Source: RefSeq, a predicted model, not a curated record